Messenger RNA from Psammomys obesus (fat sand rat), 2445 nucleotides. It is a transcript of the gene Chgb, whose product is annotated as chromogranin B. Bases 163 to 2199 code for a protein of 678 amino acids. NCBI's taxonomy places the organism in Eukaryota, Metazoa, Chordata, Mammalia, Rodentia, Muridae. The record is from RefSeq and is a predicted model, not a curated record. Gene Ontology annotation, cellular component: secretory granule. The transcript has 5 exons.
UGACGUCAGAGCUGAGCGAGGGCCCCCCCGCCCGCCGCUCGCCCCCGGGCGCUGCACCCCGCCUGCCCUCCAUAAGAGCCAGGCCCGCGCCCACCGCGCCGCAGCUGCUCUGCGGAGCCCGCACGCCCGCGCUCCUCCUGCGCUCCGCUGGCGAGCCGCACCAUGCAGCCGGCCCUGCUCCUCGGCCUCAUGGGCGCCGCAGCUCUGGCCGCUGUCCGCUCAGUUCCGGUGGAUAACAGGAAUCACAAUGAAGAAAUGGUGACUCGAUGUAUCAUUGAAGUCCUCUCAAAUGCCCUGUCCAAGUCCAGUGUUCCAACAAUUACCCCUGAGUGCCGGCAAGUCCUGAAGAAGAGUGGGAAAGAAGACAAAGAUGAAGAGAAAGGUGAAAAUGAGAACACGAAGUUUGCAGUACGAUUGCUAAGAGACCCAGUGGGUGCCUCAUUAGCCCACGGGCCCUCCGGUAGGGAGGAAACAGGAGCUCCAGAAGAAGAUGCUCAAGGCCAGACAAAGGCAGAUAGUGAGAAGUGGACAGGAGAAGGCGGACACAGCCGAGAGGUAGUGGGUGAACCCCAGGGCAGUCUCCGCACCUCCAACCAACAAGUGUCCAAAGAAGCAAAGAUACAGCUUUCGGAAGAGAGGGGUGGAGAGGAAAGGGAGGAAGGAAGAGAAGAAAAGGAAGGCAAGGAUAUCCCAAAAGGAGAGCACAGGGAAGAUGCUGGUGAAGAGAAACACCUUGAAGAUUCUGGAGAGAAACAGAGCACCUUCUCCAACAAAAGAAGCGAGGCUACAGCUAAGAAACAAGAGGAGUCAGUGGCCAGAGCAGAUGCACGCUCUAUGGGGCUCUCUGAGAAGACACACAGCAGGGAGCAGAGCAGCCAGGAGAGUGGGGAGGAGGCAAGGACACAGGAGAAACUCCAGGAGCUUAGCAACCACAAGGAGAGCCAAGAAGACUCUGAGGAAGAGGAGGAAGAUGAAGCCUCUGAAGUAGCCAAACGAUGGCCCAGACACCACCAUGGGAGAAGCCGGCCCAGCAAGUUGUCUCAAGAAGGGCAUCCUCUGUCUGAGGGAAGGAGGCGUGCUCCUGAGGAGUCAGAGGAGGCAGAUGUGAGCACAGCCAGCUUAGGGGAACAGAGGGGUCACCGCCCAACACACUACAGGGCUUCAGAAGAAGAACCUGAAUAUGGGGAAGAAAUGAGAAGCCAUCCGGGUUUCCAGGGUUCUGAGGGCCUUCAGGGACCACUGUAUGGAGGCAGAGGAAGUGAAGAGGAGAGGGCUCCAAGGCCUCACAGCGAGGAGAGCCAGGAAAUGGAGUACAAGACAAACCACCCCAACUCUGAACUUGAAAGCACUGCAAGUAGAUACAGUGAAGAAACUGAGGAGGAGAGAGGCUAUGAGAGGGCAAAGGGACGCCAACACAGAGGCAGGGGUGGUGAGCCAGCUGCCUAUUCUGCUCCUGACACCAGAGAAGAGAAAAGGUUCCUGGAUGAAGGGCACCUCCCUGUUCCUGAAAGCCCCAUAGAUAAGGCAAAAGGGCAUUCACAGAGAAAAUGGCAAGAACAGGAGAAAAGCUACCUCAGCUACGGUGAAGAAGGAGACCAAGGGAAAUGGUGGCAGCAGGAAGAGCUGUUAGAACCAGAAGAAAGCAGGGAGGAAGUCAUGUUUCCAGACAGACAAUAUGCACUCUAUCCCACCACUGAAAAGAGAAAGCGGUUAGGGGCGCUGUUCAACCCGUACUUUGACCCUCUCCAGUGGAAGAACGGUGACUUUGAGAAAAAGGACAACCCAGAUGACCGUUUUCUUGGGGUUGAAGGUGAAGAUGGAAAUGGGUUGACCUUGACCGAGAAGAGUUUCUUCCCAGAGUACAGCUAUGACUGGUGGGAGAAAAGGCCCUUCUCCGAGGAUGUGAAUUGGGGAUAUGAGAAGAGAAGCUUUGCCAGGAUGCCUCCCCUGGACUUGAAAAGGCAAUAUGGCGGAGUGGCUGAGCUGGACCAGCUCCUCCAGUACAGGAAGAAGGCAGCCGAAUUUCCCGACUUCUAUGACUCUGAGGAGCAGAUGGGACCUCAGCAGGAGGCCGCAGAUGGAAAGGCCAGGGCUGACCAGAGAGUUCUGACUGAGGAAGAGAGAAAGGAACUGGACAACUUGGCUGCCAUGGAUCUGGAACUGCAGAAGAUAGCAGAAAAGUUCAGCCACCGGGGCUGACAGUAGGAGAGACCGGCCGUUCACUGAAAGACGCCAUUGAAUCACCCAAACACAGAAAGCAGAGUUUAUUGUUUAUUAAGUGUCCGAUGCAGUUGGAAAUAUCACCCAUCUCUGCCAGAAUGCUGACGCUGUGUGACUAGUAUGACUUGUAGCACAUUCUUCCUGCAAAAUAGAUGUUCUUAUGCCUGUGACAAUGACCAUUGCUGUCUUUGGAACAUAAACAAUAAAGGAUUUACCCGAAACAGA